AUGCACAGCGCGGUACGGGAGCCUUUAGACGGUAGAGAUUUCUUGGAAACAGAUGCUGAGAUUGGUGAUGAUGGGAAGCUGCAUGUGACGGGAUUCCCCGGUGGAAGACUCUCAAAUUUUGGUCCGGCGGACUUGUACUCUGUACAAUCUUCAAGAGGUCCAACACCUCGGCCCUCAAACUUUGAAGAAAACUGUGCUCCAAUGGCUACAAAUUCUUCUCCAAGAUUCGGGUUUUAUCCGGCGCAAACGGUGCCAACAUCUUAUCCAGCACCAAAUCCGGAAUUUUCUUCAACGGUUUCCACAAAAAACACCAAGAAUCUUCAGCAGCAGCAACAGGAGCAACAGCAGCAGCCUCAGCAACAGAAUUCCAAAGCAAACCAUGACGCUAAGGAGCUCCACAUACAAAAUGCUAAACCCCUACCAACUCCCCGUUGCUAUGCCAAGUUCACAAUGUUGCCCUACAUGUAUGAAGAUUCUUUGAGAGACAAAGAUAGAGACAAGAUCUAUGCUCAAUUGAGUCUUCAACCAGUGAACUCUGUAAGCUUGACUGUAUAUCGCUAUCCAACUUCUCAUCUGCAUGCCAUUGUGAACAAAGUUUGGCAAUUCUCGUACAGAGGCCUGCUUGUGGAUCUGACUGAAUUUUGUGCUCUUACGAUUCUUAAAUUGCCAGGAACUGCCAUGUGCCUUGCUAAUUUGAAAUUUGGAUAG
Messenger RNA from Manihot esculenta (cassava), 708 nucleotides. Its product is annotated as auxin efflux carrier component 3-like. The transcript has 5 exons. Bases 1 to 708 code for a protein of 235 amino acids. Lineage: Eukaryota; Viridiplantae; Streptophyta; Magnoliopsida; Malpighiales; Euphorbiaceae. The record is from RefSeq and is a predicted model, not a curated record.